AGAGACUCUCUUAAUUAGGAAACUGCGAGAGAACGGGAGUAAUAUGGAACACUACGACGGAAACACGGUGACCGUUGAUGAAGACUACAACAUGGGAUGCACGACGCCGACACGUGAUGAGUGUCGGAUACCAGCAUACCCGCCGUGUCCGCCUCCGGUGAGAAGGAAGAGAUCGCUACACUUUGGAGAAAAGAAGGAACCGCCGAAGAACGGAUAUUUUCAGCCGCCGGAUCUUGACUUGUUCUUUCUCGGUGGUGGCAGCCUCCAAACGGCAACCUAGCUGCACGGCUUAGAUUGCGAUUCCUCUUUUGACUUUUGACUUAUUAUUAUUAGCUAGUAUUAUAUAUGCUACCACUGCUAUGCUAUAUAUAUAUAUAUAUCGUCCCGUUCCUGGAUUGAUGUUGUAAAUGGGUUCGGGGUUGUUUGAAAACGGCUAUGUUAUGUAUGCGUAAUAUCUCCACACGUACGUCUUGGAAGCCUAGGCUUGACGAUUCAUAUUAGUGGUUUGGCUUUUGUGUGUGUGUGUGUGUGAUGUAUGCUGAUGUAAGAUACGCAAUACAAUGUUUGUGUAUGGACUUUUUAAUGAAACCAGUGUGGUUUUGAUGUGUUUCCUUUUUUGGUUUUUGUUUGUU
Messenger RNA from Capsella rubella, 632 nucleotides. Its product is annotated as cyclin-dependent protein kinase inhibitor SMR5. Gene Ontology annotation, biological process: regulation of DNA endoreduplication. The transcript has a single exon. The record is from RefSeq and is a predicted model, not a curated record. NCBI's taxonomy places the organism in Eukaryota, Viridiplantae, Streptophyta, Magnoliopsida, Brassicales, Brassicaceae. The coding region runs from base 44 to 280 and encodes 78 amino acids.